AAUACGUGUUUGACUUUUUGACGUGGAAGGAGAUAUCGCUUCAUAGAAAAAAAUGCAAAUUGCUUUUUAAAUUUACAAUAUAUAGGAAAUAUGAAAGUCUUAACGUUUAUAAGUUUAUUUAUAUUAGCGCUUAUAAUUCCUACAUUAAAUGGACAAUCCAAAACUCGAAAUGGAUUAACCAUGUCUGAGAGAGUACAACAAUUAUUGGAUAUGAAUACAAAAAAAUCUGUGAUGAGAUUUAAUGGCAAUAAGUUUAGAGAUUAUAUUAAGACCACCCCUCGAAACUAUUCAGUUGUCGUAAUGUUCACUGCUAUGGCGCCUGCCAGACAAUGUAUGAUCUGCAGACAUGCUAGUGAUGAAUUCACUAUUAUUGCUAAUUCUUAUAGAUAUUCGCAACUGUAUUCUAGUAAACUAUUCUUUGCAAUGGUGGACUUUGAUGAAGGAUCUGAUGUCUUCCAAAUGCUAAGAUUGAACACUGCUCCUGUCUUCAUACAUUUCCCUCCUAAAGGCAAGCCUAAGCCUAGUGACACAAUGGAUAUACAACGAGUUGGAUUUGCUGCAGAAUCUAUUUCAAAAUGGAUUGGAGAAAGAACUGAUAUUCAAAUUCGUAUAUUUCGUCCUCCUAAUUAUUCUGGAACAAUUGCAAUGAUUUUGCUGUUUGUCUUGGUAUCUGGAUUCCUUUAUCUGAGAAGGAACAAUCUAGAUUUCUUAUAUAAAAAACAACCUUGGGCUUUAGGUGCAGUUGUGUUUUGCUUUGUUAUGGUAUCAGGACAAAUGUGGAAUCAUAUUCGAGGCCCCCCCUUUGUCCACAAAGCCCAAAAUGGGGGCAUAGCUUAUAUCCAUGGAUCAUCCCAAGGGCAAUUUGUGCUUGAAACUUAUAUAGUUUUAGUCUUAAAUGCUUGUGUUGUUUUAGGUAUGAUUUUAAUGAUAGAAGCAGCACAAAGAAAAAGUGAUAUUCGGAAGAGAAGAAUAUUUGCAAUAGCAGGGCUCAUUCUAGUAGUUGUAUUCUUCUCUCUUAUUUUAAGUGUGUUUAGAUCAAAGGCCCAAGGAUAUCCAUAUAGUUUCUUAUUCAAGUGAUAAAGUUUAUAAAAG
Molecule: messenger RNA, 1092 nt
Organism: Ctenocephalides felis (cat flea)
Lineage: Eukaryota; Metazoa; Arthropoda; Insecta; Siphonaptera; Pulicidae
Product: tumor suppressor candidate 3-like
Exons: 6
Coding region: 91-1077 (328 amino acids)
Cellular component (GO): oligosaccharyltransferase complex
Source: RefSeq, a predicted model, not a curated record